UCGCUGAAGCAGUACUGGAAAUUGGAAACCGACUUUCUCGUUCAUUCCUAAUCCGCUCUAUCUCUCUCGGACAGAACCCUAUCACAAUUUCACUCACGCUAAUUCAUCUAAUCCAAAAAGCAAUAAAAAAAUGUCAUCAGGAGUGAAGAAAGGCGUCAAGUCUAAGGUGAAGAAAGAAGAAACAUAUGACGAUGAUGAUGAUUUUGUUGAUACCAAGCCCAAAAUUCAACAACCAUCUCCGAAUGACGAUGUUGAUGAAAAGCCCAGCGUUGCAAACACCAGCAGCUCUAACAAGAGAAAGAGGGUUAAAAAGGAGGAGGAGUGGGAGGUGAUUAAUCAGAUUGGGGUAAAAGAUGAGAAUAAUGGUGUUAAAAAAAGGGAGAAGAAGAUUUUUGAUCUGCCUGGCCAGAAACGAGACCCUCCUGAUGAAAGAGACCCGUCGAGGAUUUUUUACGAGUCCUUGUACAAGCAAGUGCCUACUAGUGAGAUGGCUGCUUUCUGGAUGAUGGAGUCUGGCUUGCUAACUUUUGAGGAGGCAUCUAAAGUGUGUCAGAAGAAAUUGCAGAUGAAACAGCAACAAAAACUAGCUUCACCAAUGAAAGCUGUCGUCACAGUGAAGAAAGAAUCUGGUACUGUUAAAAGGAAUAUUAUUUCGGCAACAGAGGAAACUACGACUAAGAAAUCCAAAGGAGCCGUAAAAUCAUCCAAGAGGAAGUCUGAUGAUAAUCAAACUGAUAAUGAUUCAGAUGAUGACUUUGCUUCACCCGUUAAUAGAGGGAAGAAACCGAGAGCAGGAAAGAAAUCAAAAGCCACAUAAUUAAGCAACCAUCAUACUAUUAAUGGUUAUUACAAUUUAUGUAAUUGCCCUAUGUUUCAUUUAAAUUGUCAAACUGCCUAUGCUCCUAGUAUGUGCUAAGUUUUGCCCAAAAAGUACUAUAUGUUUAAAUGGAUUUGCUUGGAUGAGAAGUGUUAGGAAAUUCUAUAUAUUUCUGAUGAAUGACGUGACCAAGAAUGUUGGCAUUUUGUAUGUGACCAAGUUCUGUUCUCAUCAAAUUGAUCAAUUUUAGAUCGAUGUUAUUUUCAAAAGUCGAAUAAAUUCAUCUCCUCCUUUUCUCUCCUCUCCCCCUUUUCUUCUCCGGCCCCCCUUCCUUGCAUCCGCCACGAAACUCCGUCGGCCUUGUCGACAUGAGUUCCGGCCAACAGCCCUCCACUUUUUUCCAUCAAAACCCAACUCCAAUCAAUUAAUCAACAACAAACCUAAUUCUGAUUAACCCAUAUCAGCUAGUAUUAAUAAAAUUCCAAAUAUGUAUCUUGGAUUAACAUAUUCCAUACGAAACAUAUGUAUCUACACAAAUCGCGGAUCAAGUGGUGAACGAGGGAGAAUGGUUAUAUGUGGAGGCCGUUCAACGAUUCAGCACCGGAUGGACAAAUAAUGAGAAUGGUGAUGUUAACAUAUGAAACGGUGGUCCCUUUAUCAUUCGACUCAUAUACAUGUCAAAAUUUCGACAUUCAAAAGGUGUACUCUAUCCAAUUCUUAAAUUAUAUGUUUAUAUGUUUAUGUGAUUUUUGUUUUAUUAGUGUAUACAAUUUCGUAUGUUUUAAUAGUGUUUCGUUAGAACUCGGAUUUUCUUAUUAUUUUAUAUUUGUGCAUGAUAAUCAAUUAUUGGAGGUGGUGUACAAUGAUUUAGUUUUGUUUGUUGAUUUAUCUAGAAGAUGUGAAAGUUGGAGAGCUUUAGUCAAUAUAUUAUGUGCAUAGUUUGUUUUUUUUU
Molecule: messenger RNA, 1769 nt
Organism: Daucus carota subsp. sativus
Lineage: Eukaryota; Viridiplantae; Streptophyta; Magnoliopsida; Apiales; Apiaceae
Exons: 4
Coding region: 131-817 (228 amino acids)
Source: RefSeq, a predicted model, not a curated record